Molecule: messenger RNA, 1441 nt
Organism: Sebastes umbrosus (honeycomb rockfish)
Lineage: Eukaryota; Metazoa; Chordata; Actinopteri; Perciformes; Sebastidae
Gene: cnrip1a
Product: cannabinoid receptor interacting protein 1a
Exons: 3
Coding region: 86-574 (162 amino acids)
Biological process (GO): negative regulation of signaling receptor activity
Cellular component (GO): plasma membrane
Molecular function (GO): type 1 cannabinoid receptor binding
Source: RefSeq, a predicted model, not a curated record
UCCUCAGCAUCACCGCAUCAUCUCUAGCCUCCAUCAUCACGGGACCUGAAACUGACCCCGUAAGAAACACACAGAAACCGGGAUAAUGGACGACGUCCCUCCGAUCAUCAACAUCUCCAUCUCCCUGCGGAUCCAGCCCAAUGAAGGACCGGUGUUCUUCAAGGUGGACGGGACCAGGUUCGGCCAGAACAGGACCAUCAAACUGCUCACAGGCUCCAAGUACAAGAUCGAGGUGGUGCUGAAGCCUGGAAACGUCGAGGCCACCACCAUGAACAUCGGAGGCAUCGUCUUCCCUCUGGAGCAGCAGUCCAAGGACGAAGACUCGGUGGUUUAUCACGCCCAGUACGACACCGAGGGCGUCCCACACACCAAGAGUGGAGACCGGCAACCUGUCCAAGUUAGUAUGGAGUUUAACAAAGCAGGGACGUUCGAGACAGUCUGGCAGGCGAAAUACUACAAUUACUACAAGAGGGAGCACUGCCAGUUCGGCAACAAAUUCAGCAGCAUCGACUACGAAUGCAAGCCCAACGAGACGCGGACCCUUAUGUGGAUCAACAAGGAGACAUUCAACUGAGUCAGCUCACCCCUCCACUGUCCACACACCAAAUACCAAGCAGAGGACACCAGGUGCACCAGGACUACCUUUGAACAUCAGCAUCUCAAUAAAAAGGACAGCCUUAUCUUAAAGGCGUGCAUCACGUCAGCGAGGGUCUGGUAUUUGUGUUGUUUUAUCAAAAAGAGGAGGGAAAAUAGCUGUUUGCUAUGCUGGUCUUUAAAGGUUUUUUGUUUUAAAGCUGCACUCUGCAGUGUUGCUUUUUGGCAGCUUCAUAUGCCAGCAAAAGGGAAUAGUUUAGCUAAUAGUCAGAAAUCCUAUACAGUGAAGUAAGUUAACUGCACACAGCGCGCUCAUGUUUGCCAACUCGGCUGGUUUAAGAUGUUUUAUAUCAGAGGAAACUAAAGGGACAUAACGUGGGAAAAGAUCUGAAGCUUAAGACUGCUGUUUUCUCUGAAGGGAGCGCUCAUGUAUCUGUAUUUAAGUUUCAGUCCGUCACUCACUGUGUGGGUGGACUUCCUUUCAGUGAUCAAACAUCAAGAGAAGCUCCAUAUGAAAAGUUGUGCAGUGUAGCGUUAAAGCAGGAGUGUUCAGGGUUAAAGGAACAAUCGGACAUUUUGUGAAAUACGCUUUUUUGCCAUUUUAACCCACAGAGUCACAUGAGAAGAUUUAUAUUUCAUCUCACUUCAUUCCUUGCAUUCUGGUGAAUUUUUAUGCACCAAUGUCUGCCUUUUCUGCAUCAAGUUACAGUAGAAAUGUCUUGGGCUCAAUGAAUCCACAAGAGUCUCAGCUUUCCAGUCAUACCCAAUUUAUGCAAUUCCAAGACCUUUUAGGGACCCCAGUAUGGAGAAAUAUUCAAACCAUUUUAGAAUAGAAAAAUAACACAUU